Colletotrichum tamarilloi is the source of this 1386-nucleotide messenger RNA. RefSeq lists its product as uncharacterized. The coding region runs from base 1 to 1386 and encodes 461 amino acids. Lineage: Eukaryota; Fungi; Ascomycota; Sordariomycetes; Glomerellales; Glomerellaceae. The transcript is spliced from 4 exons. The record is from RefSeq and is a predicted model, not a curated record.
AUGGUCCAGAUUGGGAUUAUCGGUUUCAUACUGAUGACGAAUCUCGGUGUGACUAUUUUUGCUGUCAAAAGCUACGGAAGCCGCCAUGGUGUCGGGUUGAUAUACGAGGGCGACUGCUCAACCGUGAAGAGGCUUGACCAAUGGUUGCAUUUGCUCAUCAACUUAUUGGGAACAGGCAUGCUAUCGGCUUCAAAUUAUUGCAUGCAACUGCAGGCUGCGCCAACACGCGAGAACGUGAAUGCUGCUCAUGCGAAAGACAAAUGGCUGGACAUUGGCAUUCCUAGCCUUCGAAACCUAAAAUAUCUCAGCAUGUGGAGGCGGUGUUCGUGGGCAUUGUUGGCGUUGACCUCGAUUCCUAUUCAUCUCAUAUACAACUCGGCUGUGUUCCAGUCACUUUCAUCUCACAAUUACACUGUUGUCGUUGUCAAAGAUUCCUUUUUGAACAAUGCUUCAUGGAGCUUGAAGACAGCAGAAGACAAUCGAGCUGGCGACUACGGCUGGGAAGACACCCGAGUCAACCCCUCAAAUUUAGACUACGAAGAAGUAGUAAAAGCAAUACAGAGGAAUGCAUCCAUCUACGAUGAACGCAACAUAUCAGCUUGUUUCGACUUGUAUGACGACUACUUUAAUCCCCAAGGAAACGCGAUCAUUCUGGUCAAGAAUGAAACUUUACAGAGCCCGCCAGAGGAUAGUCUGCUCUUGUAUGUUUCCAUUGUCCCUCGCUCAGACGACUGGUCCAAGAACAUGUGGGCUCUAGGUAAUGGCACUGGUCACUUUGCGGCUUUGUCACCACCAAAGCCCGUAACCAAAUGGUUCCUUGGGCCUCCAUACUACGAGGUGUCACGAUGUAUCGUUCAGCCGCCAGAAGGGCUCAGCGCAAAUUGUCGAUUUGAAUAUUCACCUCCCAUCAUGUUCACUAUUUGCAUCAUGAACAUGAUCAAAGCGGCCAUCAUGCUGUCAAUAUGGGCCAUGAGGAGAUGGCAGAAUCCCAGAAAGGAAAAUCAGGCGAAGGAGGUCUUAUACACCUUGGGCGAUGCCAUAGCCUCUUUCAUGCGGGAACCAUGCGAGCAAACUAUCGAUAUGGGACUUGCUACAAAUCCUAUAGCUGUGUUUGUCACAUUGCUUGCGGGGCUCCUUCUCGUCAUCAUUAUCAUCGGUAUGGGGCUGCGACGCUAUGAUGGCACAAUGCCAAUGGUGUCGACCAAUAGUCUGGCAAUAAGUGCUGCUUGUCAUGUCCUGCGGGAAGACCAGGAUGGCGGCUAUCUGCUACCUGUUCAGUGGGGAGUUCUCAGUAUGACUGGGGGCGUUGGGAAGUGUGCUUUCACUACAGCGGCGGUCAACACGGUCAAGCUCCCAGAGAACGGCCCAGAUCGAGUCUACAAGUGA